CUCCAAGACACACCCUUGGCUCACAACAAACAAGUAGUACUACACAGCCAAGUGAUAUUUCUUGAUCUCCUGGCUACUACUACCUGUGCUAAGCUGCUUGAUUACACAUUGCUCUUACAAUGUCCAAUAUUAGCAGCGUCAUUUCCGGCAUCAUCAGCCGGCGGUGCUACGGCGUGUACGCGCGGGCGGUGGUGACCACGCGCGCCUCCGACGCAGCGGCGGCCGGCCGGCGAACGGACGUCGCUUCGGCGGCGACGGCGGCGACGGCGAAGAGAGACGUGGCCUGGAUGCGGGACCCGAAGACGGGGUGCUGGGCCCCGGAGAACCGGGUGGAUGAGGUGGACGCCGUCGACCUCCGCAACCUGCUGCUCAACUACAAGUGACUAUAUAUAUAUAUAGCUAAUUGAAAGUGAGAAAACCAAAUUAAUGAUCGAUCGAUGGGUGGAUCAGAGUGAUCGUAGUUACGCAUAUAUACUUGCAUGGAGCUAGUUUUAGAAUAACCAGUGCAUAAUUUACUCUCAUCUACGUGGCAAGCCACUAGCAUGCAUGGUACCACAACAUAUUUACUGCAAGAUCUAGUGCAAGUUACAGCAUUGGAUCUGAUCUAUAUAUACGUGUGUUCAGUAACAGUGACA
Oryza sativa Japonica Group (Japanese rice) is the source of this 635-nucleotide messenger RNA. Lineage: Eukaryota; Viridiplantae; Streptophyta; Magnoliopsida; Poales; Poaceae. The record is from RefSeq and is a predicted model, not a curated record.